Molecule: messenger RNA, 3000 nt
Organism: Terrapene triunguis (Three-toed box turtle)
Lineage: Eukaryota; Metazoa; Chordata; Testudines; Emydidae
Gene: RBCK1
Product: RANBP2-type and C3HC4-type zinc finger containing 1
Exons: 8
Coding region: 272-1945 (557 amino acids)
Biological process (GO): proteasome-mediated ubiquitin-dependent protein catabolic process; positive regulation of canonical NF-kappaB signal transduction; protein linear polyubiquitination
Cellular component (GO): LUBAC complex
Molecular function (GO): metal ion binding; ubiquitin-protein transferase activity; ubiquitin binding
Source: RefSeq, a predicted model, not a curated record
UGGCCGGCGGGCCGGGCCGUGCCGUGCCGUGCCGUGGGAGGGCUGGGGAGCUGCACUUUCGGUUUCUGAGUCCCCUGCAGCUGCUUCUGCGGUUUUGUUCCUGUUGCUCUCAGCCCAGCCCUGUUUCAAGGCCUUGGCUCCACUUCCUCGUCUCUCCGCUUCUGCUUUCGGUUUUCACUUCAGUCAGUGGUGAGCUCUCAGCUGGCCCUGACCCCUGCCCAGCGUCUAGCCCCCUGGUGCAGGGCUCCGGGAGCCCCGGGAUUCUGCUGCGAUGGGGACGAAAUAUGUGGAGGAGACGACGAAGAAAGCAGAGGAGCUGGCCCUGAAGCUGGCCGAGGCCAUCGAGAGAGGGGACAAGGAGCUGGCACUGGAGUGUGCUGGCUGGCUGGCCGAGCAGCGGGCGCCCGUGACGGUGCAGGUGAAGCCGGAGGCCUACCCCAAAAAGGAAAUCAGCUUGUGGGUGGGAGUGGAGGACGCCCAGAUGACCACAGUCCCCAUCUACCUGCAAGUCAAUCCUCAUAUGACUUUGGCUUCUCUGAAGGACAUGGUAUUCCUCCACUACGGCUUCCCACCCAGUGUUCAGCAGUGGGUGGUGGGCAAGAGGCUCCCCGGAGACCAGGAGACCCUGCACUACAACGGCAUCCAGCGAGAUGGUGACAUGGCCUAUCUCUACCUCAGGUCUGCCAAAGAGGCCAAGCUCAGCGAAGAGACAUUCCAGAGGGAGCGGCAGCGCCGAGUCCUGGCAGAACUGGGCUUCGGAGACAUCAGCCUGCAGCCUCGUGGGAGCCAGGAACCGGCGGACGCGGGGCUCGGAGCCGGGGCGCAGGAGCAGGACAGCCUGUGCAUGGAGGAGCUGAGGCAUGAGCUCUCGCAGGUGGAAGCCGCCCUGCCCCCUGAACCCCCCACGGUCGGCUGGGUCUGUCCGAGCUGCACCUACGUCAACAAGCCCACCCGCCCUGGCUGCGAGAUCUGCUGCAAGGAGCGGCCCGAGGACUACGCGGUGCCCACGGCUUACCAGCCGGACGAGGAGGAGCUGGCGAGGAUGAGGAACGAGGAGGAAGCCAUGAGGCAGUCCCAACAGGUGACAGAGCAGCAGAAGAUUGAGAACUACCAGCACAUCCUGCAGGUGGACAGGCAGAGCCUGGUGCCCGCCGCUGAAGUGAUCGAAUGUCCCAUCUGCUUUGUGACCCUGCAGCCUGGAAAGGGGGUGACCCUCCGGGAGUGCCUGCACUCCUUCUGCAGGUGGGUCGGCCCUAACCCCGGCCCCUCUCCCGCCCAGCCGGCCUGCGCCCGGGAGCCCUGGCCCUUUUCCCGCCCAGCCGGCCGGCCUCUGCCCCGGUUCCUCUCCUGUCUGGCUUCUGCUCUGGGAGCCCCGGACCCUCUCCUGCCCAGCUGGCCUGCACCCGGGAGCCCUGGCCCCUUUCCCGCCCAGCUGUCUGGCCUCUUCCCCAGCCCCUCUCCUGCCCAGCUGGCCGGCCUCUGCCCUGGUUCCUGUCCUGUCUGGCUUAUGCCCUGGAAGCCCCGGACGGCCUGUACCAGGGAGCCCCAGCCCCUCUCCCGCUCAGCCAACUGGCCUCUGCCCUGGUUCCUCUCCUGUCUGGCUUCUGCCCUGGGUGCCCCGGCCCCUCUCCUACCCAACCGGCCUGCGCCCGGGAGCCCCGGUCCCUCUCCCAUCUGGCCUCCACCCCGGGAACCCUGGCCCCUCUCCUGCCUGGCCGGCCUGUGCCCAAGAGCCCAGGCAUCCACCCUGGGAGCCUUACCUGCCUCAGACCCUCCUAGGCUUUGCCAGCUGCUUUGUGUCUCUGGGCUAGAGCGCCUGGUUGCACACCCCUGGCUGGAAGAGCUGCCCAGCUGGGCUGCGCUAAGACGGACAGAGCGUUCCCCCGGCUCACUUGCCAACAGGGAGGGCGUCGGCAGGGUGCCCCAUAUGGCCAAAGAUCGGUAGCCCGACAGGGAACUAGCCUGGUUGAAUCAUGUUAACAGGCUAUGCUCCUGCUUUAGCCUUCUUAGCCUGGCCCAGCUGUGUAGGGUGGAACGGACUGGCCUGGGCUACUCAAAAAUCUAUGAGGAUCCCAUCAGCUGUGGGGAGCAGGGGCUCUGCCAGACAGGAACCACUAGCAGGAAGGGAAAAGCAGUGUGUCAGGGCCCCUCCCCCGCCAUGGUGUUCAUCACAUCUUAACCCACCCCCGCGGGGCCCAGUCACGGGUGGGAUUGUGCUCCUGCUCGACCCAAAGGCUUCAAACUGACCCCUGAGUAGGAGAAAACGGGACUGGAGACGGUGUGCUGGGCGCUGACGGGCCCCCGUGCCGGAGCAGGGAUACAAUCAUCACCACCCUGUUCCAGCCUCUCUGCUACCCCCCUUCCAAGCCCUCAGCCCUGCUCGUUUAUGGGCACCUGCCAUCAAUUAGCCACCUACCUGCAGGGGCUUUAACUCCAGCCACUAACCCUCUGCAUGACAAGCUCCCACCCAGAGUGAUUGGAGAUGGGCAGGCACCAGUGGCUGUGCUGCCCAGCCGAAGGCUUCUAGUCCCUGGCAGCCAGUGCCCCCCGAUCAGCUGGGAGCUUGUUUCAGUGCAGCAGGGACCUAGUGAGGGAGAGCUAGGAGCCCCCUCCAGUGCUGUGUACCGUUCAGACCUGGGAUUGCUGGGGUGCCAGAUUACGUACAAGUCAGUCCCCCUUGGGGGGCCAGUCGCAGGUAGGUGGAAAGGAGCCAAUCGCUGUUGUAAUCUUCUCUGUACCCACCCAGGGACUGGGGGCCCCAGGCAGGCUGCGUACGCUCCCCUGGGUUAUCCAUGGGCCCGGUCUGCUGGUGGGAUUCUGCUCCUUAUCUCAGGCCUGGCUCUGCUGCUGCCUCGGUUGGCCCCUAGGUGACCCCAUCCAGCUCAGUCUUCAAGCAGCUUGUGCCUUGCUUGUGUCUCCUCUGACCCCUGGCUCCCUCCAGGGACUGUCUGAAGGGGACGAUACUGAACAGCCUGGAGCCUGAGGUGCCCUGCCCGUACA